AUAUACCUUGGUAGCUAGCUAACUAUCUGUCAUUUAUCUAUUUAUUCAUCUACUAAUUAAUCUAUGUAUAUAUUUAUCUAUUUAUUCAUCUAUUUAUUUACCUAUCUAGGUAUCUACUUAUUCACCUAUCUAUCUAUUAUGUAUCCAUUUAUCCAUUUAUGUAUCUAUUUAUUUAUCUCUCUAUCUAUCUAUUAAUAUAAAGUAAAGCAAAGAAAACGAAAAAAAAAAAAAAGACUUCGUGUCAAAGUCAAAUACGGACUGCAAGUCACACCUUCAUAAAUACAAACUGGUUUCCUGUCCGGCGGGCGGUCUUCCCCCAGCCCGGCCUCCGUCAUGGGCGUCGUCAAGUGCACCAGCGCUGGAUCCACGCCCUCCACGCCUGUCUCGGCCGCGCCCCUCUGCUCCCCCGUCUCGCCAGGGCUCAAGGGCGGCUCCCUUACGCCCACGCCGGAGGAGGACAGCAUCGAGCCUGACGUUGACGUGACAGACGAGGGGGAGAUGGAGGGGGAGAAGGGCGUGGGCGGUGAGGGCGGCGCCGACGGGUCCAGUGGAGGCGGAGGCGGCGGAGGAGGGGCAGGAGGGGACGGAGACGAGUUUACGCCCAAGAAGAAGCAGCGCCGGUACCGCACCACCUUCACCUCCUUCCAGCUGGAGGAGCUGGAGAAGGCCUUCGCCCGCACCCACUACCCCGACGUGUUCACCAGGGAGGAGCUCGCCAUGAAGAUUGGACUGACGGAAGCCAGAAUACAGGUGUGGUUCCAGAACCGGCGCGCCAAGUGGAGGAAGCAGGAGAAGGUGGGGCCCUCAACGCACCCCUACGGCGGCUUCCCCGUGUCGUCACCGCUGCCUCUCCAGAACCCCGCCCUGCCGCCCACCAUCUCCAGCCCCUUCGCCGCCAGUCUCGGGUACAUCAGGAAGCCUCCGUCCUUCGACUCGCCACUGCUGCCUCCCUCAGCGUCUCGGCUGCCUGCUUCCUACCUGCAGGCGUCGACGGCCCAGCUGCUGCCCGGGGCUGGGUACCUGGCAGGAGUGUCUGGUCUGCGGGAUUUGCAUCAAUACCGUGCCGGCCUCCUACACCCGCCCCACUACCCGCCCUCCUUCACCCACCUCCUGGCCGGCCUCUCCUCCAGGCCCAAACUUCCUGAAUCUGACUAUGCUGCCCUGCUGGCGUCCGUGCCGGGGCUCCAGCCUCCCCUGGUGGCCCCGCCCGCACCUGUUACUCCUCCGGAUCCGCCGCGCACGACCAGUAGCUCCACGAGAGGUCGCUCCUCGUCUCCAGUGGGCGCUGUGGGCGGCGUGGACCAAGACCGCCGUGCCUCGUCCAUCGCGGAGCUGCGGCUGCGGGCCCGAGAGUACGAGCUGCGCCUGGAGAUGCAGCGGAAACACGGCGAUGUGGUGACCUGAGUCUCUCUUCUCUGACGUGACCUCACCCACGCCCUUGCCUCUGGCGCUGAGCAGGGAGGGACGGAACAUGAGUCGUUACCCGCAGCAUGAGGUGGCGGAGGGCGGGAGGGGACGGGAGGGGUGGGGGUGGCGCCGCUGGUGGCCGGAGCGGCGGCGUGAAGGGCGGAGUGCGAAUCUUCGUCCACCUCAACGAUCAAGAGAACGUUUGUUGUCUUGGUCUCGGUCAACCUCACAUGUUUUCCUUGUUAACGCUCUUGCAGUCACUUGUUACUUAAGGUGCUUCUUGUGAACCUUUGGCCUUCGAUUACUUUACUGUUCUUUAUUUCUAGAUACUCGUUGUAACUGGUUCCGUCCGUCAGCUGUUGCUAACAUUACUAACUUAACGUAAGUUCAUCUUAAGUACCUCAGACCUAGCCUAAGUCUGUUGUCAUAUACGUAAUAAGGAACACCGUCCAACCCGGGAGAGAGGGAAGAAGGGAGGGAGGGGGAGAGGGAAGGAUCACGCCUGACACAAAACUACCUAAGACAUCGGUUUUCCCUUAUAAAUUGAUCCAAAGAACUCUCAUGUUUAUAGAACUGACCGACUGAAAUAUGGAGCUGCAUCAUGAAGAUUUUGCGGCACUCGGCAAGUAAAUCAGAAAGGAAAGCUACGAAAAUAAAAGCAGUGAACAUUUACCAAGGAUGUGAUAAUCAUGUAUACAUAAGGAUACUCUAAUAAAACUGUGGUGGGACUCGGUAACUUCCCUGUGGCUCUCAAGAUGUUCAUAUUGUUGUAUAUAUUCAAGAAAGUGAAGAAUUAAUAAAAGAUUACGAUAAAUUUUGAAAGAUAAGUAACAGGGGAUUAAAAAAGGGUAAAUGAAAACAAGAAUACUAGUAGGAAGGAAGUAAGGAAAAUACAAUGAGAAAAGGAAAAAAAAUAACUGACGCAAAAAUUAUAAGGAAAAGGAAGCAAUAAAGAAAAUGCCAUACGGUGACCUAAACACACACUCGCAAAUAUCUUUCGUUAGUGGAGAAAGAAGCAAUAAAGUAAAACAGUUAAUAAUGAUGAAAAAUUAAUCAACUAAAUUCGUGACGUGAUUACAGGUGCUUUUUGUUCAACAUCCUUAGUGUUUGAUUAUCUGUCACAACAUCAUAAAUCACCCUUGUCAAAUUGCCAAGUAAACACCCACCAAGACAGAGACUAAAUUGGUACCAUUCACACAACUCCCUCUCCCUCACCCCUCCCUCCACCCAGCAUCCCUCUAACCUCCCAACCGCAUGUCCUCCCUAACACUCUCCCCCCAUCACCCCAUCUCCCCACCCCACACCACCCAACAUCCCUCUAUUGCCAUGUUCCUUGAGAUGUUGUUGCAAUACAGUUUACAAAGAAA
Messenger RNA from Scylla paramamosain (green mud crab), 2774 nucleotides. Its product is annotated as homeobox protein aristaless-like. The record is from RefSeq and is a predicted model, not a curated record. Bases 334 to 1404 code for a protein of 356 amino acids. The transcript is spliced from 4 exons. Lineage: Eukaryota; Metazoa; Arthropoda; Malacostraca; Decapoda; Portunidae. Gene Ontology annotation, molecular function: DNA-binding transcription factor activity, RNA polymerase II-specific; RNA polymerase II transcription regulatory region sequence-specific DNA binding. Gene Ontology annotation, biological process: regulation of transcription by RNA polymerase II.